CUACAAAAAUGACAACAAUUGUUUCUCAUUAGUCAAUGAACAAUGAAAGGUUCCAAAAAAGAAUCCACGAUGAUUGCCAGGAACAUGUUGUGCACAAACCAGAAUCCCAUGCAUCGUUUAUCAACUAAAAAAAUGAAGCUUCUGAACCUGUCUCUACUUGUUCACUUGUGUUCUCUCGUGCUUUUCUCAGCUCAGUCCACUGAUCAGCCUCCAUUCUCAUGUGAUUCAUCUGACCCACUAACCAAAUCCUACCCUUUCUGCAAAACUACACUUCCCACUAACCAAAGAGUUCAAGACCUCAUCUCCAGGCUCACAUUAGAUGAGAAAAUAUCUCAACUUGUUAACACGGCUGUCGCCAUUCCACGACUCGGCAUCCCUGGCUAUGAGUGGUGGUCUGAGGCCUUACACGGGGUUGCCUUCGUGGCCAACAUAAGCCAAGGUAUCCGUUUCAAUGGAACAAUUCAAUCUGCCACCAGUUUCCCUCAAGUCAUCCUCACUGCUUCUUCUUUUGAUCCUUAUCUAUGGUACCGCAUUGGCCAGGCAAUUGGAAUAGAAGCUAGAGGAGUAUAUAACGCUGGACAAGCAAGAGGCAUGACAUUUUGGACACCAAAUAUUAAUAUAUUCAGGGACCCAAGGUGGGGAAGAGGACAAGAAACACCUGGUGAGGAUCCAUUGGUUACAGGAAAGUAUGCAGUCUCAUUUGUGAGAGGAAUACAAGGUGACUCAUUUGAAGGUGGCAAGCUUGGCGAGAAUCUUCAAGUUUCAGCUUGUUGUAAGCAUUUCACAGCUUAUGAUUUGGAUAACUGGAAAGGAAUUAACCGGUUCGUCUUUGAUGCUAAUGUAACUGUACAGGAUUUAGCAGACACAUAUCAGCCUCCUUUCCGGAGUUGCAUAGAGAAAGGGAAAGCCAGUGGGGUAAUGUGUGCUUACAAUCGUGUUAAUGGAGUUCCAAACUGUGCAGAUUACAAACUGUUGUCAAAAACGGCACGAGGACAGUGGGGUUUCAAUGGGUACAUCACCUCAGACUGUGAUGCUGUCUCAAUCAUUUACGAUGAACAGGGAUAUGUUAAAGAACCGGAGGACGCUGUGGCCGAUGUUCUUAAGGCCGGAAUGGACUUGGACUGUGGUGAAUAUUUGAAGAACCACACCGGAUCAGCUGUAGAAAAGAAAAAGGUGUCAGUGUCUGAUAUAGAUAGAGCACUUCACAACCUUUUCUCAAUCAGAAUGAGGCUGGGGCUUUUCAAUGGAAAUCCAACUAAACUGCCUUUUGGAAACAUCGGUUCUGACCAAGUCUGCUCCCAAGAACACCUGAAUCUUGCUCUCGAGGCUGCUCGAAAUGGCAUUGUCCUUUUGAAAAACACUAACAGACUACUUCCACUUGCCAAAACAGAAACUACUUCCCUUGCUGUAAUAGGCCCUAAUGCCAAUUCUACUGAAACACUUGUUGGAAACUAUGCAGGCCCUCCUUGCAAACCUAUUACCCCAUUGCAAGCAUUGCAAAGCUAUGUCAAGAAUACCGACUAUCACCCGGGUUGUAGCACAGUUAACUGUUCUUCAGCUUUGAUUGAUGAAGCAAUAAAGAUAGUGAAAGGUGCAGACCAGGUGGUACUAGUAAUGGGAUUGGAUCAAACCCAAGAGAGGGAAUCUCAUGAUCGUGCCGACUUGGUUCUUCCUGGACACCAACAAAAACUCAUUACCAGCGUUGCAAGUGCUGCAAAUAAGCCGGUCAUUCUGGUGCUUCUUUGUGGAGGACCAGUGGAUAUAACCUUUGCCAAGAAUGAUCGAAACAUUGGGAGCAUCAUAUGGGCUGGCUAUCCAGGUGAAGCCGGAGGACGAGCUUUAGCAGAAAUUAUAUUUGGUGAUCAUAAUCCAGGGGGGAGAUUACCAAUGACUUGGUAUCCACAAAAUUUGACUAAAAUACCAAUGACAGACAUGAGAAUGCGUCCUGAACCAUCUUCAGGCUAUCCUGGACGCACUUACAGAUUCUACCGAGGGCCAAAGGUUUUCGAAUUCGGCUAUGGUCUCAGCUACUCGAACUAUUCCUAUGAAUUUCUCCCUCUAACAAAAGAUAAGGUCUAUCUAAACAAUCAAUCAGAUGAUAAAAUAGGUCUGCGGUACAAGUUGGUUUCGGAGAUGGGAACUGAACUUUGCGAAAAUAGCAAGUUGCCAAUCACAGUAGGGGUUCGGAACGAUGGUGAGAUGGACGGCAAACAUGUGGUGCUGCUGUUUGUGAGGCAAGCAAAGGCCGGUAAUGGAAGGCCGAUAAAACAAUUGGUAGGAUUCAACAGUGUUGCUCUGAAAGCAGGGGAAAAAGCUGAAAUCAAAUUUGAGUUGAGCCCUUGUGAGCAUCUUAGCAGUGCAAAUGAAGAUGGUCUAAUGCUGGUAGACGAAGGGUCCCAUUUCUUAAGCAUUGGAGACAAAGAAUCGGAGAUUACGGUCGUUUUCUCAGCUGAUAGUAGCGGAGGUGCCACGUUAAAGCAAGAGACGGAUACGGUUCUCCCAAUAAUCUUGGCAUUCUUCUACAUAUAUACAUUCCUAUGCGUAUCGUUUUGAAAUCCAUCUCUUGUAACGAGUUAAUGGACGUUCCCAACUUUUUACA
Molecule: messenger RNA, 2599 nt
Organism: Hibiscus syriacus
Lineage: Eukaryota; Viridiplantae; Streptophyta; Magnoliopsida; Malvales; Malvaceae
Product: probable beta-D-xylosidase 7
Exons: 6
Coding region: 43-2553 (836 amino acids)
Biological process (GO): xylan catabolic process; arabinan catabolic process
Cellular component (GO): plant-type cell wall
Molecular function (GO): alpha-L-arabinofuranosidase activity; xylan 1,4-beta-xylosidase activity
Source: RefSeq, a predicted model, not a curated record